Phytophthora infestans T30-4 is the source of this 1413-nucleotide messenger RNA. RefSeq lists its product as uncharacterized. NCBI's taxonomy places the organism in Eukaryota, Oomycota, Peronosporomycetes, Peronosporales, Peronosporaceae. Gene Ontology annotation, molecular function: protein binding. The transcript has 10 exons. The record is from RefSeq and is a predicted model, not a curated record. Bases 1 to 1413 code for a protein of 470 amino acids.
AUGAACCGCGUGCUACAGCUGCCGCUGGGAUCCAGCGCCCCGCCUGUCGUAGAGAGUUAUACUCUUGGUGACGUUCUUAUCUGCAAGGCCAACCGCGGGAAGCUGCUGGAGGUCGAGCACCUCAUUAAAGCACUGCAUGCCGACCACGGCUGCUCUGCGCUACAUGGUGCAGCGGCGUCUGGACAACUCGACGUGGUGCAAUGGAUGGGCACGCACGGCAGCGUAAACUGGAGCGCCACAGACCACGACGACCAGACAGCACUGCACUAUGCGGCUUUCUACGGACAUCUGGAGGUGGUGCAGUUCUUAGUGGAGAGCGGAGUGCCACUGGAUGCGCCUGAUAAGUUUGGUCGCCUCGCGCACUGCUCUGCCGCCAUCAACGGCCACCUGGACGUGGUCGCGUAUCUGUUGGAGGAAUGCCCCAGUCCCAUUGAGAUUAAUGCGGUCGACGAGUAUGGAGGCACGUGUCUGCACUGGGCAGCGUCAAAGGGACGCAAGGAGGUGAUCCAGUAUCUGUGUAUGAAAGGCAUCGACAUUCACAUUACCAGCUAUGACAACAAGACGGCGUAUCAAAUUGCCAAGGACAAGCACAAGCAGAAGUGCGUGCAGUUUCUGAAGAGCUGGUACGAAACGUCACAGAAAUUUGUGCAUGCGGCGGAAGAAGGAGACGACGAAGAAAUCGCGCGAAUUAUUGCCGAUAUCAACGGGUCGUACCCGCUGCGGUUUAUGCGCGACAAGAACGGUAAAAAUGCCAUGCAUUGGGCUGCAGAGUUCGGUCAUUUGUCAACUUUGAAGCUCCUGAUCGAACACUUCACUCUGUGGACGGACGUUGACAAGUUUGGCCGCAAUGCCUUGCAUAGUGCAGCGCUUGGAGGCAACAAGGAGUGCGCGUUUUGGCUUAUCCGCAAGUCCCAAGACUCGUCAGAAUUUCUCUCGUUAACACUGACGAACAAGAGUCCAUCGCGCUGUGCAUUUGAAGCCGGCCACAGCUCUCUCGCUAACUAUCUCCAAGCCUGGGAAGAAGGCAACGACGAUUAUUCGACGAAUGACGAGGCACCAGCGUCAUUGAUAGAGAAUGACAAUGGACGGCCUGCGGGUGAUGAAGAGGAAAACGUAGCUCCGCGAAGCAGAAAUAUUGAGACCGUUUACAACUGGCUCAAGUUUUUCAAAAUGGAAGAAUACGCUCAGAAUUUUGAGAAAGAUGGGUUUGAUACGCUACGUGGCGUGGCAACUAUUGACGAGGAUGACCUUAUCGAUAUGGAUGUGAAAAAGGGUCAUCGACGGGUGGUGCUAUCUCACAUCGAGGAGCUCCGCAACCAGUUGAUGAUGCUGGACGAAAACGCAGAAGCUAUCCCUCAUCGAACAGAGCGACGAGGAUCAAUUACAGCACCUCCCCCGCCAACAGACGUGUAG